Mustela erminea (ermine) is the source of this 1109-nucleotide messenger RNA. RefSeq names its product ubiquitin domain-containing protein UBFD1-like. NCBI's taxonomy places the organism in Eukaryota, Metazoa, Chordata, Mammalia, Carnivora, Mustelidae. The record is from RefSeq and is a predicted model, not a curated record. Gene Ontology annotation, molecular function: cadherin binding; RNA binding.
UUGCAGGCAUGGAGGAACCUGGCAUGGACACGGAGGCCGAGACGGUGGCGACCGAGGUCUCCGCGCGGCCCCUGAACUGCGUGGAGGCCGAAGCCGCGGCGGGGGCGGCAGCGGAGGACUCCUGCGCGGCGCGAGGUAGCCUGCAGCCGGCCCCGGCCCAGCCCCCUGGGGACCCUGCGGCCCAGGCCUCGGUCAGCAACGGCGAGGAUGCGGGCGGCGGCGCAGGCAGGGAGCUGGUGGACCUGAAGAUCAUCUGGAAUAAGACUAAGCACGACGUGAAAUUCCCCCUGGAUAGCACAGGCUCCGAGCUAAAACAGAAGAUUCACUCGAUUACAGGUCUCCCCCCUGCCAUGCAGAAAGUCAUGUAUAAGGGACUCGUUCCUGAGGAUAAGACGUUGAGAGAAAUAAAAGUGACCAGCGGAGCCAAGAUCAUGGUAGUUGGCUCCACGAUAAAUGAUGUUUUAGCCGUAAACACACCCAAAGAUGCUGCCCAGCAGGGUGCAAAGGCCGAAGAAAACAAGAAGGAGCCGCUCUGCAGGCAGAAGCAACACAGGAAAGUGUUGGAUAAAGGAAAGCCCGAAGAUGUGAUGCCAUCUGUUAAGGGUGCCCAGGAGCACCUGCCAACGGUACCCUUAUCCGGCAUGUACAACAAGUCCGGAGGCAAAGUGAGACUCACCUUCAAGCUGGAACAAGACCAGCUGUGGAUUGGCACUAAGGCGUUUCAGUUGGGCCCCACGGAAGCCUCUUACUACUGGGUGUACUGGGUCCCAACUCAAUAUGUGGAUGCAAUCAAAGACACUGUGCUGGGGAAGUGGCAGUAUUUUUGAAAGCACUUUCACCUCUGGCCCAGGAGACUGACCCAAAGUGAAGGACAUUGCUGGGAGAGGCCUGCAGCAUCCCUGGAUUUCAGAGUUCUGGGACUUUGUUCAAAAACAAACAAACAAAAACCCUAUAUCCACUCUAAGGUGAUGUGGUGACUGAAGCCAGAGGUGAUGUACUUUCACCAUUAGCUUAAUUUUAACUUAAAAUCACCGGUUCCCUUUUCUGGCAGUCAGCUUCAUACCAUUUUUCAAGUCCAUACCGUGGAAAUCAAUAAAUCUGAGUUCGAG